ACGGAAUUUCAAUUUCUAAUUUCCAAGCAAACCUGCUUUUUUCGAAUGGGCAAGUGAGAAAAAAAAAAGAAAGCAAAAAUAUGUUUUGAUCGAUCAUUUGAACCUUUAACGGAUCAUUCGUUCCAACAACAUGAGUAAAGCAGAAAAAGCUCCUUCUGUAAAGUCUUCAAAGACUUUCACUAGCAGAAUCAAUAAAGUAGAUGAUGUAAAGUUGAAAAAGGGGAUUAAAAAAGACAUGGCUGGUCAAAAAACGGAAGGACUUGAAGAAAAGAAAUUGACUCAAGGACAAAAGUUGUUGAAGGCCAUGACAGCACAAAAAGCAGCUAAGCAAGCUCUUAUGAAAGGAGUGGAGAAGACACAUGUAACAUUUGACGAAGAAGGCAAUGAGGCGAAUGUUGAGAAGGUCGUUCAAAAAUCAUUGAAGAAACCUACCAAUACAGCAUCGAAAAAUGAUAAAUCAGCAACGGAUAAAAAGGCAACACCUACAAAGAAACGGAAAGCAGAGGCAAUGAAGGAUGCUGUUCAGGAAAAAACUGGCGAUGAGAAUGACGACGAAUUGAAGAAAAAGCAACCAAAAAAGCCUAAAAAAUCAAAGAAGGAAAAGAAGGAACAAAAGCAAGCAGAAGAAACAGAAAAGAAGGAAUCCAAACAGGAAGAGGCACUUGCGUAUGUGCGCCUGUUCGUUCAAAACCGUGCUUCUUGGAAAUUUAAAAAGAUGUUACAGAUUUGGUUAUUGCAACAUUUGUACACGAUUCCUGAAAGCGAAUUUGAUAAUGUAUUGAUAUAUCUUAAAGAUAUCCAAGGCUCAGCACGUGAGAACACCAAGAAGGAAGCAGAGGGCAUUAUUUCUGCGACCUUGAAGGAUGAGAACCCAACAACAGCUUCUCAGAAUAAUGGUUACGACGAUAAUGAUGAUGAUGACUUUGAUGCAGAGAAACUACUAGCCGCAGUAGGUGGCUCAGGAGGGCACCAAGCGCAACCACAGCAACAGCAAUUAUAUGAAGUAAAUGAGGACGACAGCGAUAAAAUUAAACGAGCAAAACUGAUUUUCAAAUCACUUUCAUAAUAAAAGUGUGAACAAAAUGUCAAGUUUGUUCAUUAUGAAAAGCUUUAGUGUAUUUACUUUUUGUGAAGGCCAAUGAAGAGCUUUUUUUAUGUUAUCGCUUUCUAUUCAUGCUAGUGGUUACACUUCGAUCGGGAAUUAUAUGAAAGAUAUUGAACCUAGUGGCAGCGCAAUAAUCUUUUCGUCACAGAUUUGGAAGCACCAGUUUGACUGGUCCUCUACUUGCAGUUUAAGGCUAUUCCACCAAAUAAACUUACUAUUUAGAUAGAAAUUGUUUGGUUCGUACCUGAAGCAUUCAUUAUCAAGGAACGGAACAAGCAAAUGACGAUAGCAUAAGUUUCCGAUAGACAAUGAUGUUAAAGUCUAGUAAAAGCAGCGGAACCCAUUCGUUUUGAAGUAGGGAAUGCAGUUUGUUUUAAUAUAGAGAGAAUAUUUCAAAUAAUUAGACUUCUGCUCACAUUUGGUUUUUUCUUUUUUUU
Molecule: messenger RNA, 1542 nt
Organism: Mycotypha africana
Lineage: Eukaryota; Fungi; Mucoromycota; Mucoromycetes; Mucorales; Mycotyphaceae
Exons: 2
Coding region: 131-1066 (311 amino acids)
Source: RefSeq, a predicted model, not a curated record